AUACGUAGCGGCCGCCAUUGUUCCGCGCCGAUGGCGAGAUCCUUGUUCCUCAGAUAGCGUUCAUCGCCCGUCGUGGUCAACGGGCCAGCCGAGUCUGGAGUGGUUGCGAACCCUUCUGGCUGCAGAUCUGGAGGUGGAGGCAGUACCCUGGACUCUAUUCUGCUGCCCCUUCAGGGUUUGGAGGAGCCGGAGCAUCCCUCGCGUCCUGUCACUUCCAGCGAGGCACACAAAACUGACCGUAGGGAUGGCCACCAGGGUCCGGACAGCUUCUAUUUGGGUCCCACCUCUCCAAGAACGAAACAGUUCAUGGGAUAGGAUCAGAAAGCUCCAAGGUCAGGAAUCCAUCUUGGGCCAAGGGACUCCUGGUCUGCAACCUCUCCCUGGAACACCCAGGCAGAAGCAGAAGAGUCGCAGAAUAGAGAAAGUCCUAGAGUGGCUGUUUAUUUCCCAAGAGCAGCCAAAAAUCACCAAGUCCUGGGGACCUUUGUCAUUCAUGGAUGUGUUUGUGGAUUUUACCUGGGAGGAGUGGCAGCUGCUAGACCCAGCACAGAAGUGCCUGUACAGGAGUGUGAUGUUGGAGAACUAUAGCAACCUGGUGUCCCUAGGGUACCAACACACCAAACCUGAUAUCAUCUUCAAGUUGGAACAAGGAGAAGAGCUGUGUAUGGUGCAGGCCCAAGUUCCAAAUCAGACCUGUCCAAUUUUGAAGGCUGGAAAGUCCAAAGCCAAGGUGCUGGCAGGUUUGGUGUCUGGUGAGGGCCUGCUCUGUGCUUCCAAGAUGACGCCUUGUUGCUGCAUCCUCUGGAGACACAGUCUGGAAAAUUGAUGAUCUUAUGGAUUGGCAUCAGGAAAAUAAAGACAAGCUGGGAAGUACGGCAAAAAGCUUUGAAUGCACUACAUUUGGAAAACUAUGUCUUCUUAGUACAAAGUAUCUUUCAAGACAAAAACCUCAUAAAUGUGGCACGCAUGGAAAGAGUUUGAAAUAUAUAGAUUUCACUAGUGAUUAUGCUAGAAAUAAUCCUAAUGGGUUUCAGGUACAUGGAAAAUCAUUCUUCCAUUCUAAACAUGAGCAAACUGUUAUUGGAAUAAAAUACUGUGAAAGUAUUGAAUCUGGAAAAACCGUCAAUAAGAAAUCGCAACUUAUGUGCCAACAAAUGUAUAUGGGCGAAAAACCCUUUGGAUGCAGCUGUUGUGAGAAAGCCUUCAGCAGCAAGUCAUACCUUCUAGUGCAUCAGCAAACUCAUGCCGAAGAGAAACCCUAUGGUUGUAAUGAAUGUGGGAAAGACUUCAGUAGUAAAUCAUACCUCAUUGUACAUCAGAGAAUUCAUACAGGAGAGAAACUACAUGAAUGCAGUGAAUGCAGGAAAACAUUCAGUUUCCAUUCACAGCUUGUUAUACAUCAGAGAAUUCACACAGGUGAGAAUCCCUAUGAGUGCUGUGAAUGUGGGAAAGUCUUCAGUAGGAAAGACCAGCUUGUUUCACACCAGAAAACUCAUUCAGGACAGAAACCAUAUGUGUGUAAUGAAUGUGGGAAAGCUUUUGGUUUAAAAUCACAGCUCAUUAUACAUGAAAGAAUUCAUACAGGAGAGAAACCAUAUGAAUGCAAUGAAUGUCAGAAAGCCUUUAAUACAAAGUCAAACCUUAUGGUACAUCAGAGAACCCAUACAGGGGAGAAACCUUAUGUUUGUAGUGAUUGUGGAAAAGCCUUUACAUUCAAGUCACAGCUCAUUGUACAUCAGGGGAUUCACACAGGAGUAAAGCCCUAUGGGUGUAUUCAGUGUGGUAAAGGAUUCAGUUUGAAAUCACAGCUCAUUGUACAUCAGAGAAGUCACACAGGAAUGAAACCUUAUGUAUGCAAUGAAUGUGGCAAAGCCUUCAGGAGCAAGUCAUACCUUAUUAUACAUACAAGGACUCAUACAGGAGAAAAACUCCAUGAAUGCAACAAUUGUGGGAAAGCCUUCAGUUUUAAAUCACAGCUCAUUAUACAUCAGAGGAUUCAUACAGGAGAGAACCCCUAUGAAUGCCAUGAAUGUGGGAAAGCCUUCAGUCGGAAAUACCAGCUUAUUUCACACCAGAGAACUCAUGCAGGAGAGAAGCCUUAUGAAUGCACCGACUGUGGAAAGGCUUUUGGUUUAAAGUCACAGCUUAUUAUACACCAGAGAACUCAUACAGGGGAGAAACCAUUUGAAUGUAGUGAGUGUCAGAAAGCCUUUAAUACAAAGUCAAACCUGAUUGUACAUCAGAGAACUCAUACAGGAGAGAAACCCUAUAGUUGUAAUGAAUGUGGAAAAGCCUUUACGUUCAAAUCACAGCUCAUUGUACAUAAAGGAGUGCACACUGGAGUAAAACCCUAUGGAUGCAGUCAAUGUGCAAAAACCUUUAGUUUGAAGUCCCAGCUCAUUGUACAUCAGAGAAGUCACACAGGAGUAAAACCAUAUGGAUGCAGUGAGUGUGGGAAAGCCUUCAGGAGCAAGUCAUACCUUAUUAUACAUAUGAGAACUCAUACAGGAGAGAAACCACAUGAGUGCAGGGAAUGCGGGAAAUCCUUUAGUUUCAAUUCACAACUCAUUGUGCAUCAGAGAAUUCACACAGGAGAAAAUCCCUAUGAAUGCAGUGAAUGUGGGAAAGCCUUUAAUAGGAAAGACCAGCUCAUUUCACAUCAGCGAACUCAUGCAGGGGAAAAGCCUUAUGGGUGCAGUGAAUGUGGGAAAGCUUUUAGCAGCAAGUCAUACCUAAUUAUACACAUGAGAACUCAUUCAGGUGAAAAACCAUAUGAAUGUAAUGAAUGUGGGAAAGCCUUCAUUUGGAAAUCACUACUCAUUGUACAUGAGCGAACUCAUGCAGGGGUCAACCCUUAUAAAUGCAGUCAAUGUGAGAAAUCCUUCAGUGGGAAAUUACGCCUUCUUGUACACCAGAGAAUGCACACAAGAGAGAAACCAUAUGAAUGCAGUGAGUGUGGAAAAGCCUUCAUUAGGAAUUCUCAACUCAUUGUACAUCAAAGAACUCAUUCAGGAGAGAAACCCUAUGGGUGCAAUGAAUGUGGGAAAACCUUCUCUCAAAAAUCAAUUCUCAGUGCACAUCAGAGAACACAUACAGGAGAGAAGCCUUGUAAGUGCACUGAAUGUGGGAAAGCCUUUUGUUGGAAGUCACAGCUCAUUAUGCAUCAGAGAACUCAUGUAGAUGACAAACAUUGAUAAUUUUACGAAACUCUGAAAAGUGGAUUCACAAGAGAUAGAAACAAUCAUAUAUAAAGAGAAACUCUGUAAGUGGAAUCAUCUUGUCAUCUUCCAGAAAACUCAUACUGAAUAGAAACUUUAUGAAUGCACAGCAUAUGGAAAGGCAUCCACAGAAAGCUGUUCUUUACAUGCAAAAAGAUAGUAGACAAUACACAGGAAAACUGAAUUUAGUAACCACUCUGAAAAUUUUUAGCAGCAAGUCAUACCUUUUUUUAAAAAGUUCAUACAGGUGAGGAACCAUGUUAAACGUUGUAAAGUCAUUUUACUAAAAUAAGAUUCACAAAGAGGAAACUUCAUGAACCAGAUGAAUAUAGAAUAGACUUCUUUGAAAUUCAUAGUUUACAGAAUUUUAAUGAGAGAAAUUAUUGAGCUAAUGAAUGGCAGAAUUAACAAAAUUACAAACAUUUUAUGUAUCGGAAGCAUAUACCUUGGAGGGACCAUGCUAUAAGGGAAAGUGUAAAUCUAGAAAUGAGAAACCCCUAGGGAAAAAAUAUAUAUAGGAGUGAACAUCUUAUGAAUGUACCAAAUAAACCACAGCUGGACUGUUAACCUCACCUUAGAAGCUUCAUUCUAAAAAAAAAAAAAAAAAAAAAAAAAAAAACCAACCUGUUAUUAUAUCUUAAUAUUAAUUUUGAAGAAUUAUUUCUUUUAGGAAUCAUUUUAAGAAAUUUUAUUCCAGGUGUUCCAAAAUUUCAGGAAAAGGUUUGAGAAAAUUCUCAAUUAUAAAUAAUAAGAUACAGAUUAUUUCAUUGUACAAGUGAAUCUAGUAAGGAGGUUAAGAAUAAGAAAUAACAUCCCAGAGCCUACAGGGAUAUUUAGAUAUCUUCCUAUGUGUACUACAUAAUAUGAAUUUUGCAGUUUGGCAUUUUACUUGCGAAUGCCAUAUGUGAGACAAAAAUCAUCUUCCAGAGAUUUCAGUAUCUCUGAUACUGACAAUAUCUCUGAUAUGACAAUAUCAUCUUCCAGAGAUUUCUACUCUGCAUACCAACAUUGUUUCUUUGUGUCUUACCAAAUGCAACUUGUUACUAGAAUAUGACUUACUAAAAAUGCAUUUCCACACUGCAAACAUUUUUUAGGGCUAUCUUCUGCCCUUUGGAAGCAGUCUUGGCAGCAACCUCUUUAGUAAUCAAUAUAAGGCACACUUCAUGUGUUUGUGUAGCCUGGAAUCUAUUCUACCUUCACAGGUUAGAACAUCUUGAUUUCCUCUUAACGAAACAUUCCCUAACGGUGUAUGUAGUCAUGAGGGAACCACCAUUCAAGAUGCCCUGCUCAGGACUUGGCAUGAGCACUAUGGUCAGCUGAGGCUCAGAACUGUACAUUGUUAAUGGGUUUUUCAAGUUCAGAAAAGCAACAUGAGCUUUUGUUCUGUGGUAGCAUGUUGAUGUAAUAAGUAGCUAUUUCAAUAGAGGUUCCCAGAACAGCUUUUGUUACUGUCAUUUUCUUAACUUUGUUCACUUGUCUUUUAUUUUGAGCUAUUGGGUGUGCUUUUAAUACAUUCCUUGUUUGAUUGCAUUAGCCAUUGUGUAUCUUUUGCAUACAGCUUACUAAAUCAGAUGGCUUCAGAAAUGGGUGGUAGAGGAGUAGGCAGAAACUUGCAAGGAUAUGUGGAUAUUUGGAAAUGGUUGUUUCCCAAGACAGGAUGGAAGUCUUUUAAGCAAGAAACUUGGCCCAUGCUAUGAAGUCAUGAAAUGAAUUGUUGGCAUCAUGUGCUCACUGAGGCUUUGGGGAAAUGGAUAAGUUGUCAUUGAAAAAUUUUAAACAGAAUUCUGGAGUGGUCAAGAGGGGAAUGCUUUUGAUACCCAUGUAUAACAUGGAGAAUAAUGAUCUUAAAACUUCAAUUUAAGAUUAUGUGUCAGUGAUACUACUUAGUUACAUGUAGCUAUAGAGUCACAGUGGUGAAAAACUCUGCCAGUUGCUUACUCACAAAGUUAGUUUUCUUCACUACCUCAUCAGGUUUGUUAUGUGAGUGGGCAUUAAUCUGGGAAGAGUGGGACCCUGCCAGUUAGAUUAGGGCUAUCUUGGAGGAAUAUGCGGAUUCAAUACUGCAAAUAUUUCUGAAACACCUUCUGCUUUGUACUCUAUUAGAUACCCAAAGAAAUUUUCAUCCUUGAAGCGGAGGAAUUUAAUGAUACCUGAAUGCCUAACUGUUGUAUUCUGCUUAUACAGAAUCCAAUCUCAAGAUACUUGGGGUGAAGAAUGAUGAUUCACAGAAGGGAAGGGACAUCUUACAUAAACAAAUAAUCGCAGAUACUUGCUAAAGUGUAUCCCCCAAUCUGGGAAAUACUGUAAAGGUGUAUAUUAUUAUUGAUGUACCAAAGAAGACAGAAUAAAUUCAUAAGAGAAAGUUUAUAUUCAGUUUACUACUACCUAGGGUUAGAUUUUAGUUUGUUGUUUUUUCAGAUGCAAAUCUACAUGCAGCCUUGCCUGGUAGAAGCCAGAAGUGUUGACAGUAUUGAGGACAGCACUCACAUACUGUGGGAAAGAAUAAUACUUGAUUAGGACUUAUUAUUUAAUGAAAUGAAAAUUUUACAAAACAGAAAUUGAGUUACUGGUUUGUAAAUCUAUCUAGUCCUUCUACCCCAGCCCCAGAAAAGAAAGACAUUCCAGAGACUUUUCAGGAAUAGUUAUUAUAAGGAAAAUCCAAGGAAAAAUAACCCCAAUAUUUUACAACUUCCCCAUCAAAUAGAAAUUUAGGAGAAAAAAUGACUUGCAAACCAUAUUUGUGAACAUAGGUUUAAAAAUCCAUAUUUGUGAACAUAGGUUUAAAAAUCCAUAUUUGUGAACAUAGGUUUAAAAAUUCUAAAUGGAAUUAUAGCAAACCAAUGUAUAGCUAACAAGAAAGUCAUGAUAUUAGGUUUAACAGACUAUUAGUGGAUCCAGCAUCCUUUGUUCAUUACCAGCAGAAUCACUAUUAUUUAUAAUGGCAGUAUGCCCACUUAAAAAGAGAUAUAUGGGGCCAGGCACGGUGGCUCACACCUAUAAUCCCAGCACUUCAGGAGGCUGAGAUGGUGGAUCACCUGAGGUCAGGAGUUUGAGACCAGCCUGGCCAACAUGGUGAAACCCCUCUCUACUAAAAAUACAAAAAAAUAGCAGGGCAUGGUAACUGACACCUAUAAUCCCAGCUACUUGGGAGGCUGGGACGGGAGAAUCACUUGAAUCUAGGAGGCGGAAGUUGCAGUGAGCUGAGAUCGUACCACUGUACUCCACCCUGGGUGACAGAACUAGACCCUGUCUCAAAAAACAGAAGAGUAUGUUUGGAAGAUUUAAUAUUAGAAAAUAUUUUAAUUAACUACCAGAUAAAACUCAUAAGGAUUAUCUCAGUAUAUGCUGAUAAAUCACUUGAUGGAAUUUAACACCCAUAGAUGACACUAAAAUACUAUUAAGUUGGGAAUUAAAAUUAACUCCUGUAACUUGGUAGGGAAUAUAUGUUCUGAAAACACAAAUGUCAUACUUAAUGAUAAAAUAGUAGAAAGAUUCCUUUAAAGUAAAAUUAGCCAGGUGCAGUGGCUCAUCCAUGUAAUACCAGCACUUGGGAAGGCUGAGGCUGGAGGAUUGCUGGAACCCAGGAGUUCGAGACAAGCCUGACCAAUAUAGGGAGACCCUGUCUGUACAAAAACUUUUUAAAAAGAUUAGCCAGGUGUGGUCAGGCGCCGUGGCUCAUGCCUGUAAUCCCAGCACUUUGGGAGGCCGAGGUGGGCAGAUCACUUGAGGUCAGGAUUUCAAGACCAGUGUGGCUAACAUGGUGAAACCCCGUCUCUACUAAAAAUACAAAAGUCAGCCAGGUGUGGUGGCACGUGCCUGUAAUCCCAUCUACUCGGGAGGCUGAGGCAGAAGAAUUGCUUGAACCUAGGAGGUGGCAGUUGCAGUGAGCCAAGAUUGCACCACUGCACUCCAGGCUGGGCGACAGAACAAGCCUCCAUCUCAAAAAAAAGAUCAGCCAGGUGUAGUGGCAAGUGCCGGUAGUCCCACCUACUGAGGAGGCUGAGGCAGGAGGUUAGCUUGAGUCCAGUAGUUCAAGGCUACAGUGAGCUAUGAUCAUGCCCCUGCACUCCAUCCUGGGCAACAAAGUGAGACCCUGUCUGUAAAAAACAAAGCAAAAUUACAAGAAUGCGCAUCACUUUUAUGAAAUGAGUAACAUCUAGCCAAGGUGUGAAAACAAGGAAUGUGAGGAAUUAGGGAUGGGUGCAGAAACAACUGCCAUGAAUUGGAGAUGUGAUCGUGUAAUUAGGAAACCCAAAAUAAACCACAAACAAAUGUUUGGAACUGCCAGUAGAGUAGCAAGUAUGCAGUUGUCAGUAUUCAUGGAGGACCCCCCCGCAACCACAGAUACUCCCUGUGGAUGCUCAAGCUCCUUAUAUGGCAUAGUAUUUGCAUUUUUUUUUUUUUUUUUGAGAUGGAGUCUCGCUGUAUUGCCAGGCUGGAGUGCAGUGGUGUGUUCUUGGCUCACUGCAACCUCUGCCUCCUGGGUUCAAGCAAUUCUCCUGCCUCAGCCUCCCUAGUAGCUGGAAUUACAGGCACACGCCACCACGCCCAGCUAAUUUUUGUGUUUUUAGUAGAGAUGGGGUUUCACCAUGUUGGCCAGGCUGGUCUUGAACUCCUGACCUCGUGAUCCACCCUCAGCCUCCCAAAGUGCUGGGAUUACAGGUGUGAGCCACUGGUCUGUAUUGAUUUUUCUUAAUUCUUUGCUAAAGGGCCAGGUAGAGUUAUUUAUUUCUUGUAGAGAUGGGGUUUUACCAUGUUUUCCAGUCUGGUUUCAAACUCCUGGGCUCAAGCAGUCCACCUGCCUUGGCCUCCCAAAGUGCUAGGAUUACAGGUGUGAGCCAAGCACCCAGCCAUAAAUCUUAAAUAAAUUCUGAUUUUGGUAUAAAUGAUAUAUUUAAAUUUAAAUGAAGUUGCAAGUUUUAACAUGUCUACUCUUUAAUUUUCAACAUUGUUUCAACUACUUGUUAGAAACACAGGCCAUUAAAACAUUAAUAAAAAGGCUGGGCAUGGUGGCUCAUGCCUGUAAUCUCAGCAUUUUGUGAGGCUGAGGCAGGUGGAUGACUUGAGGUCAGGAGUUCGAGACCAGCCUGGUGAAACCCCGUCUCUACUAAAAAUACAAAAAUUGGCCAGCUGUGGUGGCAUGCAUCUAUAAUCCAAGCUACUCAGGAGAAUUGCUUGAACUGGAGAGGCGGAGGUUGCAGUGAGCUGAGAUUGUGCCAUUGCACUCCAGCCCGGGCAGCAGAGUGAGACUCCUUCAAAAAAAAUUAAUAAAAGCAAGCACAUAGGGUGCACAUUUGCCCUUCCCUCUUGGGAUCCAGGGUGAUCCCACAGGUGCUGUUCAUCCCCAACUUUGACCUGGACUGUUGCAGUGUUUUGUCGCAGUGUUUCUCCCUUUUUUUGUACUGGGAUUUCUCCCCAGAAACAAACCCAUAUGUAUAAAAAGUAGUUGGGCUUGCUAUAAAGAUGACUAGUGGAAACCUCAAUAGAGGUACGAUUUCCUAAAAUAAAUCUUGUUCAGAUAUUACAGGGCAAAGUGAAACAGCAAAGCUCCCUCCUCAGCACUCAGGGUGCAGGCCUCACUUUUCCUCAUCUUUUCCUCCUGUGGCCUCCAUGUAUCCCAAAGGUGAGAUGACAUCGCCCCAGAUUGGUCCGGAAAGUGCACUGGUCGUCACUGUGGGUGUACCCUACAGGAGUCUUCAGAUAUGGAAGCUCUGGAUCUCACUGUGAUGUAUCCCCCUAGGGGGUCCCCAGGUUGUGAGGAAAAGGAAGCUUUAGUCCUCACUGUGGUUGCAUCCCCCACCACGGGUCAGUCCUGAGGAGGAUACUCUGGUCAUCACUGUGAUCUACCUCCCAGGGGUCCCCAGGUUGGUCCUGAGGAGAAGGAAGCUCAGAACCUCACUGUGGAUUUGCCCCACUAGGGUCCCUAGGUCAGUCCUGAAGAGAAACAAGCUCCAGUCUUCACUGUGGUUGUGCCCCACAGUGGUCCUCAGGUUGGCCAGUGGAGAAGGAAGCUCUGGUUCUCAGUGUGAUGCAUCCCCCAGGUUGGUCCUGAGAUGAGGUAAAUUCUGGUCAUCACUGUGAAGUGCCCUCGGGGGUCUCCGGGUCCUGAGUAGAAGCAAGGUCUGUUUGUCACUGUGGAUUCCCCCCUGCCAAGGGUCCCCAGGUCAGUCCUGAGGAGAAGGCAGCUCAGUCUUUACUGUGAUGCAGCCUCUAGUGAUCCCCAGGUCCUGAGUAGAAGGAAGGCCUGGUCCUCUGUGGAUUCAACCCAGAGGUCUGUGAGCAGAAUGCAGGUACUGCAAGCAGGCUAGACAAGGUGUGUGCUUGCACCCCUUCCUUACUACCUAGGCACAGUGUUGGAUGGUCAGUGCUUCCUGUUUUGUGAUGGCCAUGUGCCCCCUCUUGCAGUCCCAGUGAACCCCUGAAAUUCAAUCUUACGAUUUUCCAUGCCAUAAUUUUGGAAAACGAAACUGAAAUAGAGUCCAUCAUUCCAUGCCUUAAUUGGAAUGGAUAGAGAUAAUAAAAGGCAAAGUAGAUGGCCAUAGACAAAAGUCAAGUGAUUUCCUAUAUAUUUGAAAUAAUGUAUAGCAAUAAUUGGAAUUUGUAAUGAAUAAAAUCAUUCAAAAAAAUCUGAAAAAGUGUUUGUAUGCAAAAUAUAAAAAAAAAACCCUAAAAUUGAACAAGAAGACAACCCAAUUAAAAAUGGGGACAGAUCCAAAUACAUACUUUCCAAAGAUAUACAGAUGGUGGCCAGGCACGGUGGCUCACGCCUGUAAUCCCAGCACUUUGGGAGGCCGAGGCGGGCAGAUCACCUGAGGUCCGGAGUUCGAGACCAGCCUGACCAACAUGGAGAAACCCUGUCUCUACUAAAAAUACAAAAUUAGCCAGGCGUGGUGGCGCUACUCUGCCACCAAGUGGUAGCUACUCCGGAGGCGGAGGCAGGAGAAUGGCUUGAACCCGGGAGGCGGAGGUUGCUGUGAGCCGAGAUCGCGCCAUUGCACUCCAGCCUGGGCAACAAGAGUGAAACUCCGUCUCAAAAAAAAAAAAAAGAAGAUAUACAGAUGGCAAAUAAGCAUACCAAAUAAUGCUCAGUGACACUUGUCAUGAGGGAAAAGCAAAUUAAAACAACGAGAUAGCACCGCACAUCUAUUAAAGUGACUAUAAUCUAAAAAUAAGUAAAUUUGCAAUUGCAACAGGAACUCUCAUUCAUUGCUGGUGCAAUGCAUAAUAGUAUAGCCACUUUGGAAGAUAGUUUGACUUUUCCCCAAAGCUAAACAAAGCUUCACAAUAUGAGCCAACAAUCACACUCCUAGGUAUUUAGAUAACUGCUUUGAAAACAUAGGAGUUUGAUCUAAACAAAACCCAGCAUGUACUCACGUACAGCAGCUCUUUUCAUAACAGACAAAUACUUUAAGGAAUCAGGAUAACCUUCAAUAGGUGAAUGACUAACUAGGCUGGGGUACAUCCAUGCAAUGGAGUCCUGUUCAGCAAGAGCAAGCUCUGAGGCCAUGCAGGACAUGGAUGAAUCUGAUAGGCAUAUUGCUAAGUGAAAGAGACCAGUGUGAAAAGGCUGUAUGAUCCUAUUUCUAUGAUGUUAUGGAAAAGCAGAAACUACAGGGGUAGCAAACAUAUCUGUGAUUGAUGACGGUUUGUAGAGGGCAGGGAGUGAGUUAAAUAGGAGGAUAUAAUGAUAGAAACAGGCACAAAUGGGCCUUUGGAGAGUGUACUCCCUCUGCUUGGUGAAAUUAUGCUGGGUGUGUGUGGAAGAGCCUGGGAUGUAUAAUGCCAGCAUGAACAAAAAGGCCACUUAUCACUCCAGGAGAGCAGGGUGUUCUUUCAUCACACAUGAAAUUAUUUCAGGAUCAGUUCCAAGGGAGACUUUCAUGUGUGAUUUUAUAUAUAUAUAUAUAUAUAUAUAUAUAUAUAUAUAUAUAUAUAUAUAUAUAUGUAUAUAUACACACACACAUACACACAUAUAUACACAUAUAUAUACACAUAUACACAUAUAUAUACACAUAUAUAUAAUAAGAACAUUUACCAUUUUAACUAUUUUUAAGUGUACACUUCAGUGGCAUGAAGUACAUUAUUUCCAUUAUUGUGCAACUAUCAUUUUACAUUCCACCAGCAGUGCACAAGGCUUCCAAUUUCUCCACAUACUUGCCAAUAUUAAUUAGUUUGUUUCUCUCUCAUUUCAUAGGCAUGAUCAUAACUCACUGCAGCCCCAACCUCCUGGGCUCAAGGGAUCCUUCCACCUCAGCCUCCUGGGUAGCUGGAACUACAGGUGCCACUACACCCAAAUAGUUUUUUGGUUUUUUUGAAAUGGAGUUUCACUCUGUCACCCAGGCUGGAGUGCAGUGGCACCAUUUCAGCUCACUGCAACCUCCGCCUCCUAGGUUUAAGUGAUUCUCCUUCCUCGGCCUCCUGAGUAGCUGGGAUUACAGGCAUGUGCCACCAUGUAUGGCUAUUUUUUGUAUUUUUAGUAGAGACAGGGUUUCACCAUGUUGGCCAGGCCAGGCUAGUCUCAAACUCCUGUCCUCAAGUGAUCCACUUACCUUGGCCUCCCAAAGUGCUGGGAUUACAGGCUUGAACCACUGCACUUGGCCUCCAUAUUUUUUAUAAUAGCCACUCUAACAUGUAUGAAAUGGUAUCUCAUUGUGGUUUUGAUUUUCCUUUACCUAAUGGCUAGUGAUGUUGAAAAUCUUUUCAUGUACUUCUUGGCACUGGAUUUGGCAAUGAUUUAUUGGAUAUGACACCAGAAGCAUGGGAAACAAAAGAAAAAAUAGGUAAAUUGGACUUCACCAAAAUUGAAAACUUUCGGCAUCAGUGGACACUAUCAAGAAAGUGAAAAGGAGCUGGGUGUGGUGGCUCACGCCUGUAAUUCCAGCACUUUGGGAGGCCAAGGUGGGAGGAUCACUUGAGGUCAGGAGUGCGAGACCAGCCUGGUUAACUUGGUGAAACCACGUCUCUACUAAAAAUAAAAAAAAAGAGAAAAAAAAAAGCCGGGUGUGGUGGCAUGUGCCUGUAAUCCCAGCAACUCAGGAAGCUGAGGCAGGAGGAUCGCUUGAAGCUGUGAGGUGGAGGUUGCAGUGAGCCGAGAUCAUGCUACUGCACUCCAGCCCAGGUGACAGAGCAAGAAAGCAAAAUUCCAUCUCAAAAAAAAAAAAAAGGCCGGGUGUGGUGGCUCACGCCUGUAAUCCUAGCACUUUGGGAGGCUGAGGCAGGUGGAUCACGAGGUCAGGAGAUCGAAACCAUCCUGGCUAAUGUGGUGAAACCCUGUCUCUACAAAAAAAUACAAAAAAUUAGCCAGGCUGGUAGUGGAAGCCUGUAGUCCCAGCUACUUGGGAGGCUGAGGAAGGAGAAUGGCGUGAACCUGGAACCAGUGAGCCCAGAUCUCACCACUGCACUCCAGCCUGGGCGACAGAGCGAGACUCCGUCUCAAAAAAAAAAAAGGUGAAUAUAGGAGAAAAGACACUGUAAAAUAAUAUACCUGAUAAGGGUCUAGUAUCCAGAACAUAUAAAGAACUCUUACAACCCAACAACAAAAAGACAACCCAAUAUCAAAAUGGGCAGAGGACUUGAAGAGACUUUUCUGUAAAGAAGAUAUGCAAAUAGCAUAUGAAACGAUACUCAACAUCACUAGCCAUCAUGGAAAUAUAAAUCAAAAAUACAAUGAGAUAACACUCCAUACCCAUCAGAAUGUCUUAUUAUUUUAAAAACAAACCAGAAACAAGUAUUGACAAAGAAGUGGAGAAAUGUGAACACCGCUGUAAAAUGGUAAAGCUGCUAUGACUGACCCUUGCUACAACGUGGAGGAACCUCAGAAACAUUGUGCUGAGAACCCAGCACAAGGCCACACACCUGUAAUCCCAGCUACUCGGGAGGCUGAGGUGGGAGGGUCGCUUGAGCCUGGGAGUUCAAGUCCAGUCUGGGCAGCAUAGCAAGACUCCAUGUCUACAAAGAUAAAAAUAAAAGCAAUGUGCAGAAAGAGGCUGGCCACAAAAAGGUCACAUACUGUAUGAUACCACUUAUAUGAAAUACCCAGAAUGGGUAAAUCCAAAGAGAGCAUAUUGGUGGUUGUCAAGGGUCGGAGGGAGGAUGAAAUGUGUGACAGCUGCUUAAUGGAUGGAGGAUUUCCUUUGGGGUGAUGAAACUAUUUUGGAACUAAGAGGUGGUGGCUGCACAAUGUUGUGCAUGGACUAAAUGUCACAGAAAUGUACAUUUUUAAAAGUUAAUUUUAUAUUGUGUAAAUUUUACCUCAAUAAAAAAAUCUAGUCCACAGCA
Molecule: messenger RNA, 13496 nt
Organism: Homo sapiens (human)
Lineage: Eukaryota; Metazoa; Chordata; Mammalia; Primates; Hominidae
Gene: ZNF268
Product: zinc finger protein 268
Exons: 7
Coding region: 245-826 (193 amino acids)
Biological process (GO): regulation of cell differentiation; regulation of protein catabolic process; regulation of DNA-templated transcription
Cellular component (GO): cytoplasm; nucleus
Source: RefSeq, marked validated